Messenger RNA from Ostrea edulis (European flat oyster), 1632 nucleotides. RefSeq lists its product as uncharacterized. The record is from RefSeq and is a predicted model, not a curated record. The coding region runs from base 1 to 1632 and encodes 543 amino acids. NCBI's taxonomy places the organism in Eukaryota, Metazoa, Mollusca, Bivalvia, Ostreida, Ostreidae. The transcript has 3 exons. Gene Ontology annotation, molecular function: catalytic activity.
AUGACGGGUGAAUCAUCCAUCCCGAUAGGAGAUGUCCUUCGACCGAAAAUAACCCGUAGAGUGGGCUGCUGGAACGUGCGGACCCUCUACCAAACAGGAAAACUAGCACAAGUGGUGAGAGAAAUGGAGUAUUACAAGAUCGAGCUCCUAGGAGUUAGUGAAGCCAGAUGGACAGCAAGGUACAACUCAGCCUUCGCCAAAUUGACUGCUGUGGUUUGCUAUGCGCCAACAGAUGAUGCAGAAGAUGAAGAGAAAAUAUCUUUCUAUGACAGCCAACAAAAGGUAAUAGACGACACACCAUCUCAUGAUGUCCUGCUUAUCCUUGGAGACUUAAAUGCUAAAGUUGGAAAAUGCAACCAAGGUAAAGAAACCAUCAUGGGCCAGCAAGGAAUAGGAGAAUGUACCAACAACGGAGAGAGACUAUGCACUUUCUGCCAAGAAAACGACCUAGUAAUUGGUGGAACUAUAUUCAUGCACAAAGACAUCCAUAAGACAACAUGGAACUCACCAGAUGGUCAUACAAAGAACCAAAUUGACCAUAUUAUCAUCAACAAGAGAUGGAGAAGUAGUCUUCUCGAUGUGGUUGCAAAACAAGGGGCUGAUGUGGGAAGUGACCACUCUUUAGUACUGGCAAAAAUCAAGUUAAAACUGAGGAAAUCAAGGAAAAAAGAUCAAAGACCACCUCCAAUCAACAUCCAAAAACUCAAAGAUACAAAAACCCUGAGAUCUUUUCAAUUAAAAAUCCAGAACAAGUUUUCAACACUCAUGGAACAUCCUGAUGAAAUCGAUAUGGAAACUUUUAACAAAAGGCAAAAGGACCAACUCCAGGCAGAAUAUCGGGCUAUUGACAGGGAAGUAAAGAGGAGUGCAAGAGCUGACAGGAAGGCAUACACUGAAAAGCUAGCUUAUGAGGCAGAACAAGCAGCUUCUAAACAAGACAUGCAGACCCUCUAUCGAAUUACAAAAACAUUAGCAGGCAAAUUUCAGUCAUCAGAGCUACCAAUAAAAGACAAACAGGGAAAUGUACUAUCAAAAGAAGAAGACAUACUGAAACGCUGGAAGGAACAUUUUGAAGAAGUAUUUAAUAUGAAAGACCCAGAGAACGAGACAAUAAUAUUACCAGCCACGGACACAUUAGAUAUUGAUACUGAUCCACCAAGUAUAGAAGAAGUAAAAAAGGCAAUCGCCAAACUUAAAAAUGGAAAAGCUGCAGGCAUUGAUCAGAUACAUGCAGAGCUCCUAAAGGCCGAAGAAUACUGGACACCUCCAAUUUUGACAAAUAUCCUACAGAAGAUCUGGGAAUCAGAAGAAACACCAUCCUUCUGGAAAACUGGCCUUAUAGUUAAAUUACCAAAGAAAGGAGACCUCUCAAACUGUAACAACUAUAGAGGAAUAAUGUUGCUUUCUGUUACCAUGAAGGUUCUAAGCGGAGUGAGACUGGACAGAAUUGCAGAAGUAACAGAUCCCUUACUGCGUCAAGAACAAGCAGGCUUUAGGAAAGGGAAGUCGUGUGCUGAUCAGAUAUUCGCUCUCAGACAAAUUCUAGAACAAAGCAAUGAAUGGAACUCCCCAUUAUACAUCAAUUUCAUUGACUUCACCAAAGCUUUUGAUAGUGUUAAUCGCCUACCCUAG